Messenger RNA from Trypanosoma rangeli, 1668 nucleotides. Its product is annotated as helicase. The record is from RefSeq and is a predicted model, not a curated record. The transcript has a single exon. The coding region runs from base 1 to 1668 and encodes 555 amino acids. Gene Ontology annotation, cellular component: nucleolus. NCBI's taxonomy places the organism in Eukaryota, Euglenozoa, Kinetoplastea, Trypanosomatida, Trypanosomatidae.
AUGAUGGAGCGCACUGUGCGGGCGUGUGAUGCGUACGUGACCGAGCACAAUCGCCCGCUUCUCCGUCGAGAUAUUAUUGGCAUCGUCGUCUCCCCCUCCCGCAUCUUGGCAGAGCAGACCUUUGUCGUUGGACGCAACCUUGCCUCUCGCUAUCCACACACAAUACGUUUUGCCUUGUGUGACGGGGCAGUACAAUCCAUCGGCGCCGCUCUCGACGGGCUCAAGAAGGCAGCUCGUGGCGCGGGAACGUUUUUGGUGACGACACCCCACGACUUGUCUGAGUUUAUUGCCGCAUGGGAGCAGGACCAGAUCUCCGGUGAUGCCGCGGAUGACAUGCAGGAAUUACUGGAUGCACAGGAUGAGGAAACGCGGCGGCAUUACUAUGAGAAGCGCGGCGGCAAAACGUCGCUUGGCGGUGACACGGGGAGUGCGGUGCAACUGCGUGGGUGCAACACUGAGCGGUUUGCAUUUGUGGUGGAUGAGGCGGAUCUAGUCUUUCACUCCCCUGAGAUGCGGGACAUUGUCACCCGGUUUAUCGACACACACGCCUGGAGGGAAGAGCCACCUGCAAAGCGGCGAAAACCCUCCCAUUCCGCAUCCUCCUCCCCUGCUCGGAUUGCGAUGGAUAUGGCGUUUGUCGGUGCGACGGUUUCCACCUCGCAAAAGCUGCAGGAGUAUGCUGCCCACAUCAAUACUACACUUGGAACGAAGAUGCACACUGUGGUGCUGAACACCUCGCAAGAUUUUGUCACACAACUGCAAAACCGCUACGUGGUGUGCGGGGUGCACGAAUUUCUGCCCCUUUUGGUGCAACUGAUGAAUUUGCAUGCAUCACGGAAGCAUUUUAUUUUCUUCAACAGCUCCAAGACUUUGCGAUUUGUGGAAAAGCUCUUCGCUGCACUUACAGACAGCGAGUCCCCCCUACUGUACAUCAAGCAGAUCUUUGUGAUGUACGACGGCAUGAAUGAGCGGGCGCGACUUGAACAGUACAACGCUUUUCUUAACCACAAGACGAAUACGCAGGAAUCCGCAAAAAGCAAAUCACAAGCCUCACCUUUCUCCGCAGCAGAGAAGAAGAAUCAAGUUUAUAGGAGUGGCUGGAAGCGCGACGGACGGCCCCCAGAUGGAAAAGGUGCCAUUCUACUCUGCACAGACAUGGCUGCAUUUGGGUUGGACGUGCGUGAUGUGGACUAUGUAUACCAUUUUGAACCACCAACAACUGUGCAGUCUUACGUCCACCGUAUUGGUCGUGUCGGGCGUAUGGGAAUGCGUGGAAGCAGUAUUCUGCUUUUGCCAUGUUUUGGCAAUGAAACUGCAUUGGCCUCUACACGAGAGCGCAAGACAACAAGUACUCGCUUUAACACAGUUACCAACACAAAGUUCUCAACGUCCGAGUUGCAGACCCUACGUGUGACAACAGAUGAUCUUACAAAGGAACAAAACGAUUACUUAAGCGAACUGGGUAAACGCAGUGAGUUACAGUCGUAUUCGCUGCCUCCUUUUGCACCUAUAACUUCAACCAUUAGAAAUAUCAUCUCUCAGCAGAAAAAGCUUUUGAAGUUAGCGCAAAUUGCCGCUAUGUCCAUGUGCACUGUUCCACAGGAUGCAGAAAAUGCAAAAGCCUGGUUUGACCCUAAACUGGCACUUCACGCUCUUCUACUUGAUUGA